CCUUCCCCAGUAACCGCUGUCAUUCUUCUCUCCUCAGGUGCUCGGCCGCUGUUUCUUGACUGUAAUGCAGGUUCAUUUUCAGUUCUUGUCUCAAGCGUUACAGAAGGUGCAGCCUGUGGCACAUUCAUGCUUUGCCGAAGCGAUAGCACAAGAGCGCAAGAACGCUCCCAGGACUGGCGACCUGAGCCCGACAAGAGAGCUAGACGAUGCCGUGAGGUCUUGGAGAGGAGCCACCGAGGCCACCUGCCGCCUGCGAGAGCGAGGGUGUGACGGCUCCCUGGCCGGGUUAGACGUUCAGCAGCUCUUCUGCUCACAAAGCUUGGCCAUCCCAGAGCAUCACCUCAAGGAACUUAAUAUGAAGAUCGACAUGACCUUACAGGCGUAUAAGAUAGCGCUGGAGAGUUUAGGUCACUGUGAAUAUGCAAUGAAAGCCGGCUUCCACCUCAAUCCCAAGGCUAUUGAAGAAUGUCUGAAGGGCUGCUGUAGUGAUGCAGAGGCACAGCAGGCGGGGAGACGGCAGACUCCACCUCAGCCGAUACAGUGCGAGCUCCCAACCGUGCCCGUGCAGAUCGGCUCUCACUUCCUGAAAGGAACGUCGUUUAACGAGUCCGCAACAGACAACUUGAAGCUGAAAACGCAUACAAUGCUGCAGCUGGUCAAGGAAGCCGACGGGCACAACGGGAUGACUGACCGGGAUGAAACGGUGGUGACUGAAGUUCUCAAUCAAGUGUGUCCUUCCACGUGGCGGGGGGCUUGUAAAACUGCAGUGCAGUUGCUUUUCGGCCAGGCUGGUCUGGUGGUCGUUGACACAGCACAGAUUGAGAACAAGGAAGCCUAUGCGCCGCAGAUCAGUGUGGAAGGAUCGCGGGUCAUUGUGCAAGUCCCGUCUACAUGGUGUCUGAAGGAAGACCCGGCCACCAUGUCUCUGUUACAGAGGAGCCUGGAUCCAGAGAAGACAUUAGGGCUGGUGGAUGUGCUGUAUACUGCAGUGUUUGACGUCACACGCUGGAAGGAGGGCCGGGAGCAAGCGCUGCCAAUCAUACAGAUCCAGCUACAGCGGGAGAUCUCUGAGUUCGGGAACCACAUCGACCUCCCACACGGGAACGGCAGCAAGUCGGCCGGAGGACUGCAGAAGACCUUCUCCAAGCUGACUUCAAGGUUCACCAAGAAAGUGUCCUGCAGCGGUUCCGGUCACAGUGGGAGCUACUCUGUCCCCCAGACACCUUCCAAGCACGUCUUAACCACUAGCCACUCGGAGGAGAAGGCUAAGCUCCCCAACCACUCGGACUCCAAGCUGCAGAGCAUGCUGACCAUGGGAAACUUCUCCAGGUCCAUGGACAACGCUCAUUCCUCCCACAGCACAAACAGCCAGCUAGUAAAUGGCUUUCUCAUCGACCGCCGAGAGGACUUCUUUAAAGGAGAAGAUCUAAAGGACGAGAAAGGAAUGAACUUGCCGUCGGACCAGGAGAUGCAGGACGUCAUAGAUUUUCUCUCUGGGUUCAACAUGGGAAAAUCUCAGCAAACGUCACCUGUAGUGAAGAGAAGAAAUUCUACUACAUCUUCUGCAGUGCCGGAACAAAAACAAGGGACUGUGAAGCCUCCGACGCAGCCGGUCAUCCACCCUCCCCUGCAUCCUCCUCCUGCUCCGCAGCAGGGACUGUUACAGCAACCGCCGCCGCUGCCCUUAUCGCAGAAGCAGCAAUUGCAGUAUUAUCAGCACUUGUUCCAGCCAAUCGGGCCACAGCAGCAACAACAACAAUCGCAGCCUCCGCCGGGAAAGUGGUUAAACAGCGCCACUCAGCAGCAGUCGCCGCAAGCAGUAGGGAGCGGGUUGUCUUCUCUCGGUCAGAUGAGCCAGUGGAGCAGCCAGGGGGUCCCCGAUCUCAGCUCAGACUUGUACAGUAUGGGGCUCGUCAGCAGUUUCAUGGAUAACAUGAUGUCUGAAAUGCUGGGCCAGAAAUCUCAAGGACCUCGGAAUAACACCUGGCCAAACCGCGACCAAAGUGACGGAGUGUUUGGGAUGCUGGGAGAUAUUCUGCCUUUUGAUCCUGCAGUUGGCUCAGACCCCGAGUUUGCCCGGUACGUGGCCGGGGUCAACCAAGCUAUGCAACAGAAACGGCAAGCGCAGCACGUCCGUCGUCCGAGCACCACACGUAGCAACUGGCCCCAUCCCGACGAUCCCCACAGAACAUGGCCUUUCCCGGAGUACUUCACUGAGCGCGAUGGGAUAAACAGCAGCUGGACGGGUGCUCAGGGAGACUCGGCCAGUUCAAGCGACGAGACCUCUUCUGCUAAUGGAGACAGUCUAUUCUCCAUGUUCUCAGGUCCAGACCUUGUUGCUGCAGUCAAACAGAGAAGGAAACACAGCAGUGGCGAGCAGGAGGCAAACACACUACCCUCACCACCGCUCCUCUCCACGGUGGAUGAUCUCAACCAGGAGAACAAAACCAAAACGUGGCCACCUAAAGCGCCCUGGCAGCACUCCUCUCCUCUUACCAGUACACUGCCCAAUCAGAGUUCUUCUUUGUACCACAUGACAAAUCCUGUGAGCCAGUGGAACGAUACAAUGCAAAUACUACAGUCCCCAGUGUGGUCUACAGCCAAUGACUGUGCUCCUCCAGCCGGGAUCUCCUCUACGUUUGCUUACGCACAGCAGCAACAAUCCCAACAAGCAAACAAGGGCUUUAAAUCCUUCCAGAUGAAGCAUGAACGCAGACCAUCCUACUUGCACCAGUUCUGACCCAGCAGCCGAAACACCAUUUCAACUGUGUUCCUAUGGGGGGUGGGGUGGGAGGGGGUUGUUGCAUUCUGAUGGCUUGGGGGACGGGUGAUGUUUUGAGGUGCAAACAAUUUGAGGUGUUUGGUUUUGAUCCUGUGUUGGGUAAAAUAGAUUUAAAGUUAUGUUACAGCAUUGAGUUUUCCUCAGCCAUCAUUGACCUCCUUUUCUAUAGGCCGUGGUGAAGUCUGGAGGUGCUAGUGUUGAAUAAUAGAGGAGAGAUGGGCACUGGGAGUUUACUACAAUACGCCUUCAGCAAAUCCCCUUUCCGAAUACUCUACCACGCAAUCUUUCCAAACUUGUAGUGUGGUGCCAGCACUGGACCCUUUGGGGUAUAUUCAAUUAAAGUCGGAUCCAUUCCGACAUAUAUUUGUCGGAAUGGAUUCGACAACCCCUAUUCAAUCCCAUCUUAAUUCGACUUUUUCAAGUUGAAUUUAAAUACGACGCAGAGGAGAAGGGGAGCGAGCCGCGGGGGGACAGCCGGCGGGCAUACAG
This is a messenger RNA of Pseudophryne corroboree (corroboree frog), 3271 nucleotides long. RefSeq names its product granule associated Rac and RHOG effector 1 (gene GARRE1). The record is from RefSeq and is a predicted model, not a curated record. The transcript is spliced from 12 exons. The coding region runs from base 65 to 2740 and encodes 891 amino acids. Gene Ontology annotation, molecular function: CCR4-NOT complex binding. Gene Ontology annotation, biological process: Rac protein signal transduction. Lineage: Eukaryota; Metazoa; Chordata; Amphibia; Anura; Myobatrachidae.